Cicer arietinum (chickpea) is the source of this 1224-nucleotide messenger RNA. RefSeq lists its product as uncharacterized. Lineage: Eukaryota; Viridiplantae; Streptophyta; Magnoliopsida; Fabales; Fabaceae. The record is from RefSeq and is a predicted model, not a curated record.
UCUCAUUUUUUGACAGUGCUUUCUUCAAUGCACCUGAACAAAAUGAUCAUGGAGUGACUUAUGAGUGAGUCACCGAGUUAGGGUUUUAAACUCAACUCACUUUUUCUUACAUUAUCACCGGCUUAUUUUUCUCCGCUCACUAUAUUAUUUCUUUUUUGGUUUUCUGGCGAGUUUUUUUUUCUUUCAGAUUUUCUGGUGAUAGGAGGAGAAGAAUGAAAUAUAAUUAUUUGAUAAUCCAAAUAGGUUUCAACCUCCAAAGGUUUUGAGUGAAAUUACAUCAGGCUUUGGAACCACUCUUAAUUGCUUUCUUCACCUCAAAGUUAGAGGCUUUUUCCUCUCAUUGUUCUCCUCACAAAACCUUUUGUGGCUUCAAAAAACAGCUUCAUUUUCGUUUGGUAGUUGAGAUAUGGCUAUAUCAUUGACCCGUUUCUCAUCAUGGGCCAUGUGGGGUGGUAGGAAAAAGGAGAAAGAGCAAGUUGCUAAUGCCACUUGUUUGAAUUCAUCAACAACUUCUGAAUGGGGUGUUGCUUUGAAGGAACGUGAGGUGGUUAAGUUCCCUUUGGUGAAGGAAAACAAGAAGAUUAUUGGAAGGAAAAAACAAGAGAGGAGGGAAGAGACAAGAAUUGAUAGAGAGUGUGAUGUUGGUGAUUGGUGUCUUUUGUCUGGUUAUGAAUCUGAUGACUCAGAUUGGUCUAUUGGGUGGUUGGAACCUCUUGGUUCUGAUUUUGAUGAUAAUGAUGGUGAUGAGUCUGGUGAUAGUUUUGCUGUUUUGGUUCCUUGUUAUUCACCUGGAUGCAAGGAGAUUAAAGGCUCAAACAAUGUGCUCUUGAGUGCCAUUAAGAAUCUCCCUAAUGGAUUUUCUUCUGAUGGGAAGAAUUACAUGGAACAAUGGCUGGCUUCUCUACAGAAUUUUGGAGCCUAGAGAAGAAAAAAAUAAAAACUUGUUCAUCUUUAUGGUCCUUGCUAACAAACUUCUACAAGUUACAAAAUAGCAAGUUAAUGAAGAGUACAAUUAGAAUGAUAGGGGCAGUAGGGAAGCUCAAAAGCCUAGUCUAUUAUUAGUAUUAACUGUAGAUGCUACUUUAUCUAUCUAAGUGAAAAAAUACAAAAAUUAACAAACUCAAGAAAAAUUUAAAAAAUAAGCAUUUUAACCAAACCCUUGUACAUUUGGAAACAUUUAUCUUAUUUAUUAUAUUCAUUAAUAUUGCAAUCUUUUAGUUGGCA